GGCGGCGGCGGCCGGUAAGGGCGCCGUAGCCGCAGGGAGCGGCUGGGCGCGGAGAGGCGCGCACCCGAACUCGGACAGCGCGGCGCCGCUGUGAGCGCCACUGAGCGCACUCACCUCCGGUCGCGCAACUUCAGAGGCGGGGCGCAGGAGCACGGGGAGCGCUCGGAGUCCUGCAGCCCCCGGAGCGCAGAGUCCUGCAGCGCCGGAACCGAGCUCCAGAGAGGGCACCAGGCAUCCACUGCGUUCCGAGCGCCGCGCGGCUCUCCGCGCAGCCUGGCUGUCGCCGCCCCCACGGAGGGCACGGGCUGGCGCGGCCGGGCGCCGGGGAGGACGGCGAGAAGGAGGCGGCGGCGGCGGAGACGGCGGCGGCGAGGCUGGGGCCAGGGAGAGAGCCCCGGGGGAGAGGCGCCCGAGCCCGGCCGCGGGAGCAUGUGGGCCCCGAGCGGGGCGCGCGGCGCGCUGCUGCUGGCGUUGCUACUCUGCUGGGACCCGAGACUGAGCCAAGCAGGUGCUGAUGCAGCCAGCGAGGUGCUCCCCGACUCCUUCCCCUCGGCACCCGCAGAGCCGCUGCCGCACUUCCUGCAGGAGCCACAGGACGCCUACAUCGUGAAGAACCGGCCCGUGGAGCUGCACUGCCGUGCCUCCCCCGCCACGCAGAUCUAUUUCAAGUGCAACGGCGAGUGGGUGGGCCAGAGCGACCACGUCACGCACGAGGGCCGGGACGAGGCCACCGGCCUGCGGGUGCGAGAUGUGCAGAUCCAGGUGUCCCGGCAGCAGGUGGAGGAGCUCUUCGGGCUGGAGGACUACUGGUGCCAGUGUGUGGCCUGGAGCUCUGCGGGCACCACCAAGAGUCGCCGGGCCUACGUCCGCAUCGCCUACCUCCGCAAGAACUUUGACCAGGAGCCGCUGGGCAAGGAAGUGCCCCUAGACCAUGAGCUCCUCCUGCAGUGCCGCCCACCAGAGGGCGUGCCAGUGGCUGAGGUGGAGUGGCUCAAGAAUGAGGACAUCAUCGACCCCACUCAGGACACCAACUUCCUUCUUACCAUCGAUCACAACCUCAUCAUCCGCCAAGCCCGCCUGUCAGACACGGCCAACUAUACCUGCGUGGCCAAGAACAUCGUGGCCAAGCGCCGGAGCACCACGGCCACCGUCAUUGUCUAUGUGAAUGGCGGCUGGUCCAGCUGGACAGAGUGGUCACCCUGUUCUAACCGCUGUGGCCGUGGCUGGCAGAAGCGUACGCGGACCUGCACCAAUCCCGCCCCCCUCAAUGGAGGCGCCUUCUGCGAGGGCCAGGCCUUCCAAAAGACCCCAUGCACCACCGUGUGUCCAGUGGAUGGAGCGUGGACGGAGUGGAGCAAGUGGUCAGCCUGCAGCACCGAGUGUACCCACUGGCGCAGCCGCGAGUGCAUGGCGCCCCCGCCCCAGAACGGAGGCCGUGACUGCAGUGGGCCAUUGCUGGAAUCCAAGAACUGCACCGGCGGGCUGUGCAUGCAGAAUAAGAGAACUCUAAGCGACCCCAAAAGCCACCUCCUGGAAGCCUCAGGUGACGUGGCGCUGUAUGCAGGCCUCGUGGUGGCCAUCUUCGUGGUCGUGGCUAUCCUCAUGGCAGUGGGCGUGGUGGUGUAUCGCCGCAACUGUCGUGACUUUGACACCGACAUCACCGACUCCUCUGCUGCCCUCACUGGCGGCUUCCACCCAGUCAACUUUAAGACCACGAGGCCCGGCAACCCGCAGCUGCUGCACCCCUCCGUGCCUCCCGACCUGACGGCCAGCGCUGGCGUCUACCGAGGGCCUGUGUAUGCCCUGCAGGACUCGGCUGACAAGAUUCCUAUGACCAACUCUCCCUUGCUGGACCCCCUGCCUGGCCUCAAGAUCAAGGUCUACAGCUCCAGCACCACCGAUCCCAGGCCAGGCUUGCCCGAUGGAGCCGACCUCCUGGGUGUCCUGCCACCUGGCACUUACCCUGGCGAUCUCUCCCGGGACAGCCACUUCCUACAUCUGCGCAGAGCCAGCCUUGGGUCCCAGCAGCUCCUGGGCCUGCCCCGAGAGCCUGGCAGCAGUGUCAGUGGCACCUUUGGUUGCCUGGGUGGGAGACUGAGCAUCCCUGGCACAGGGGUCAGCCUACUGGUGCCGAAUGGAGCCAUUCCCCAGGGCAAGUUCUAUGAGAUGUACCUGCUCAUCAAUAAAGCCGAAAGCACCCUCCCACUUUCAGAAGGGACCCAGACAGUGCUGAGCCCCUCGGUGACCUGCGGGCCCACAGGCCUGCUGCUGUGCCGCCCGGUCAUCCUCACUGUGCCCCACUGUGCCGAAGUCAGUGCCGGUGACUGGAUCUUCCAGCUCAAGACCCAGGCCCACCAGGGCCACUGGGAGGAGGUGGUGACGCUGGACGAGGAGACUCUGAACACACCCUGCUACUGCCAGCUGGAAGCCAGGUCCUGCCAUAUUCUAUUGGACCAACUGGGCACCUACGUGUUCACGGGCGAGUCCUACUCCCACUCAGCUGUCAAGCGGCUCCAGCUGGCCAUCUUCGCACCUGCGCUCUGUACCUCGCUGGAGUACAGCCUCAGGGUCUAUUGCCUGGAGGACACACCUCUGGCACUGAAGGAGGUGCUGGAGCUGGAGCGGAUGCUGGGUGGCUACCUGGUGGAGGAGCCCAAGCCCCUGCUGUUCAAGGACAGCUACCACAACCUGCGCCUGUCCCUGCAUGACAUCCCCCACGCUCACUGGCGGAGCAAGUUGCUGGCCAAGUACCAGGAAAUCCCUUUCUGUCACAUUUGGAGCAGCAGCCAGAAGGCCCUGCACUGCACCUUCUCCCUGGAGCGGCACAGCCUGGCCUCCUCUGAGCUCACCUGUAAGAUCUGCGUGCGGCAGGUGGAGGGGGAAGGCCAGAUAUUCCAGCUGCACACCACGCUGGCUGAGACGCCUGCCAGCUCCCUGGAUGCCCUCUGCUCUGCCCCUGGCAGUGCUGUCACCACCCAGCUGGGCCCCUAUGCCUUCAAGAUCCCGGUGUCCAUCCGCCAGAAGAUAUGCAACAGCCUCGAUGCCCCCAACUCGCGGGGCAAUGACUGGAGGCUGUUGGCGCAGAAGCUGUCCAUGGACCGGUACCUGAAUUACUUUGCCACCAAAGCGAGCCCCACAGGCGUGAUCCUGGACCUCUGGGAAGCUCUGCAACAGGAUGACGGAGACCUCAACAGCCUGGCGAGUGCCUUGGAGGAGAUGGGCAAGAGUGAGAUGCUGGUGGCCGUGGCCACCGACGGGGACUGCUGAGCGCCCAGAGCGCGGGCUGGUGGGACAGGCAGGUGGCAGAGUGGGGAGACCUGGGGCAGCCCCUAGUUGGGACAUCCAGCCUCAGCUGCCCCCCAGCUUACAGCUGGAAUUGUUCUCUCCACCUCCUCCUGCUCCCCACCAGAACCCCAGACCACGACCAGCCUUAGAAAAUCCAUGUGCUCUAUUUGAGUCCCGGAGAUCCUCAUCCCCUGCCGUCUGUCCUAGGUAGCAGCCUAUGUGACAGCAGCAGUUAAGGACUGAGGUGGCCCUCCCUCCAUGCCUCCUGCCUUCGCCUUGCAACUUCUGGGUCCCCCUGGUUUCAUUCUGUUCUCACUUUCUCUCACUCAGCUGUUGGUUUCUCCCUCCCUCACCUGGCCCCUAGCGCUCUCACACCCUUUCCCUCACGGAACAGUAGAGUACAAUUCAGAAAACUGCUUUCUCCUGUCUAAAGUGAAAAGGAAAAGAGAGGCAAGAAAAAGCUUCAGACACUAGCGAGGCUCAGAGAAGAAGAAAAACACCAAAGCCACAAGGGAAAAGAAAAACCCAGUUUCUUAGGAAACGCAAAUGAUUUAUUAUCCAGAUAUUUGGAUAAGUCCUUUUUAAGAAAAAAAAAAAUGAAAAUGAAAAAAAAAAAAAAAGAACUUUUUUCCUAUGUGUGGGUGAGAGUCGGUGUGCUCAGGUUCUGGCCAGGAGUGCUUGUGUGUGUGCCUGCCUCCGCCAGGAGUAUGUGCGUGCGCAUGCACAUGUGUGGUAGGGAAGAAAGACUGAAAAAGGCAUGCUCUGGUGAAUCCAGCUCAGACUGAAUCGGAUCAAAGCCUGUUUCCCAGCUAUGCAGGGAGCUGAUGAGACAGGGUUUGAGCCUUGGCACCAAGCAAUCCUCUAAACUCAAACUGUAUUCAUAAAGUGCAGGACUCCUCAGACCAGGGGAGCCCUUCCCUAUCCCAGCCACAGGCAGACAUCCCAGGCUUCUCCAUGCUCCUGGGAGUCCAGAUGAAGAGGCCAUGUUGCGAGAUGUGUGGGCUCAUGGGAGAGAAAUUGGGGCGGAACUCGUUUUUCCAGCUCUGACCUGCACCCUCCUCCCUGUGGCCUGGGAUAUUGAGAAGUGGCCUUUUUGAAUGGGCAAGGUAGCCAGAGUGGAGGAGGUGACACAGCCACUAUGGAUGUUCCGGGGUACCCGAGUGGAGAGGGUCAAGUCCCUAUCCCAUUUGAGCCAGUGACCAUGGCCAGAACCAGCAUCAAAGGCCUCAGCAAAGGCCCUUCCAUGGCACUCAAGGCUGAGAGGUGCCGGAUGCCC
Octodon degus (degu) is the source of this 4561-nucleotide messenger RNA. RefSeq names its product unc-5 netrin receptor B (gene Unc5b). Lineage: Eukaryota; Metazoa; Chordata; Mammalia; Rodentia; Octodontidae. Gene Ontology annotation, biological process: anterior/posterior axon guidance; netrin-activated signaling pathway. Gene Ontology annotation, cellular component: membrane. Gene Ontology annotation, molecular function: netrin receptor activity; protein binding. The record is from RefSeq and is a predicted model, not a curated record. The transcript has 17 exons. The coding region runs from base 430 to 3267 and encodes 945 amino acids.